UACUCGUCUCGUUUCUUGCUCAGUAAAUGCUCAGAUCUGAGUUUCAGAAACAACACUUGAGAAUAGUUGAAUCAGAAACACUUCAUAACUCAUCAGACCUUCAGUCUCUCAUCUGAUCUCGACCUUAGCUUCUUCAAGAAACACUUUAGAGAGGUUCAAGUUCAAUGGAUUUUGAUGCUGUAACCACUCUAAUCAAAAUAGUAGAUCAAGACCUUAUGGAGCCCAAACUACUUUCGUGUUUUGAUGCUUCACUGCUUGAAACAAUCAAGUUGUUGUCUGCCAAGCUCUACUUUGUGCAAGACUUUUUGGAGGAAUGUAAGACGAAAAUGAAUCACGGGGACACCUUCGCUAACGUGCUGUAUUUUGUAAUCCAAGAUAAAGUUGCUACAACAUAUGAAAAUUACAGAAGAGAAUUACUGAGAAUGGUAUAUUUUGAAGAUAACUGGGGAGAGUCUGCAUUUGUGGCGUCUGAACUUCAUUUGACCUUAAAACAAGUGGUAAGAGAUAUUGAAGGAGCUGGAGAAUGGAUCCCGUUGUUAAAAAAAAUAGCUACUUUAGUGCCUAAGAAAGAGAAUAUCACAGAUUGCGAUACCUACCAAAAUGCUUUAGAGGCUGAGAAUGAAAUGAUUGUAGGAUUCGACAGUGAUAUAGAGACAAUAAUAAAUCGGCUCACUUUUUUAUACUCGAAGAGAUACAUUGAAACCAUUUUGAGGAGAAGUGACAUUGACAAGUUACGGGGAUGUGUUGAAAAUCCAUUGGUGAAACUAGAAGUUAUCCCACUGGUUGGGGAAGGAGGCAUUGGAAAAACUACAUUAGCCAGAAGAGUAUAUGGACAUCCAAUUACUAUUGAUAGCUUUCACAUUCGAGCAUGGGUAGUUGUGUCUCAGGUUCAUAAUCUCAAAGAGAUACUCAUUGGUCUAUUACGUUGUAUUUCACCAAUAACUAGUGAAAUCUACAACAUAGAUGAAGCUCAUAUAGCAGAGCAAUUACGCAGAAGUUUGAUGGGCCAGAAGUAUUUAAUUUUCUUAGAUGACAUAUGGACCACUGCUGCAUGGGAUGCCAUCCAUGAUUGUUUUCCAGAGAAUUCUAAUGGAAGCCGAAUCUUAGUAACUACUCGGUUUGCAGAGGUGGCUGAAUACUUAAGUGCAGAUCCCUACCAUAUGACGUAUCGAACUUUAAAGGAUCGUUGGGAGUUAUUUUCGAUGAAAGUGUUUGGGAAAAGUCAAUGCAUUCCCAGGGAAUAUGAGUUAAUUGGGAAACGCAUUGUUCUUGGUUGCAGUGGAUUACCACUAGCAGUUGUUGUGAUUGCUGGACUUUUGGCAACAGUAAAAGAGUCUCUAGAAAUAUGGAGAGAUGUUGAGGAAACUUUGGAUGGAGUUGAUAAUAACAACAGAAUUUCAACAAUACUUUCAUUGAGCUACAACUACUUACCUAGUCACUUGAAAGCUUGCUUUCAUUAUUUUGGUGUGUUUCCUGAAGACAAUGUCAUUCCUGUUAAGAAAUUAAUCAACUUAUGGGUUGCAGAGGGAUUUUUAAUACAAGAUAAAAAUAUGAGUUUGGAAGAAGUGGCAGAGAGUUACUUGGAUGAUUUCAUCAAUAGAAGUCUAGUUCAAAUUAAUGAGUUGAGUAUUGACAGCAAAGUUAAAUCAUGUAAGGUUCAUGAUCGAGUGCAUGAGGUUUGUGUGAGAGAAGCAAUAAAGGGGAAUACUUUGUGCAUUAUCAAUGACAAUCAUGCUCCAAAAGCUAGUCGUUGGUUAAGCUGUCAAACAAGUUAUUGGCCAAUCACACGAGCGAGUUAUGGGAAUUGCACUCCUGGUAAAAUCCAUUCCAUUCUCUGCUUUAGUAAAGAUGUAUACCAUUCAAAAAGCAGGUUGGUAUACCCAUGUUUGAAAUCCCUAAGAGUAUUGGAUUUAUCAUUAGUUAAAUGGUCACAAGGCAUGCCUCAUGAAAUAACAGACUUGGUUCAUUUGAGAUACUUGGCUUUAUGUACCAUUGGUUCUCUUUACGAGUUUCAAUUUUUCAAGCUUAAGAAAUUGGUAACUCUCAUAGUUACUUCAUGGAUGGAAAAAUGUCCUUUGCAACUGCCAUGUGAUAUUUUGGAUUUGCCACAGUUGAGGCAUUUGCAUGUUGAUAAGAGAUGUUCACAGUAUCUCCCUUGCUUGGUCAAAAAAGAUCUUCAAACUCUUUAUUGGUUGAAAGUUGCUAGCUCUAAUGAAAAACCAAACUUCGAAAUGGUUCCAAAUCUAAGGGAACUUGGGAUAUUCAUUGAAGGCCAACUGGCGCCUAGCUAUCUAGGGAGCCUUGUGUAUUUACAUAUACUUGAGAAGUUGAAAUUUGAAGUAGGAAGAGUUGAGCGCUUUUAUCUACCAAUAGGUUUUCCACCAAACCUUAAGAAGUUGACACUUCGGUAUACUUAUCUUCCGUGGAAGGAGAUGGACACAAUUGGCAAGUUGCCGCACCUUGAGAUCUCAAACACUGGAAAGCAAGUUCUAUUAAUUUCCCAGUUUUGGAGUGCCUAG
Molecule: messenger RNA, 2519 nt
Organism: Ipomoea nil (Japanese morning glory)
Lineage: Eukaryota; Viridiplantae; Streptophyta; Magnoliopsida; Solanales; Convolvulaceae
Product: putative late blight resistance protein homolog R1C-3
Exons: 3
Coding region: 165-2519 (784 amino acids)
Biological process (GO): defense response to other organism
Molecular function (GO): ADP binding
Source: RefSeq, a predicted model, not a curated record